AUGUCAACAUUCGCACGCACCGCCCGCGUGUUGCACAACAACUCGCAGCCAAACUUUUCGGCUGUCACGAUCGAUCGCGAUGCCGUCGUUGUGAAGAAGCCAGCUUCGAGGGCUUCGUCGGGGACUACGACGCCGAAGGAGGGCGAGAUUAAGGGCAAAGAUGGGGUGAAGGUGGUGAUCAGGGAGAUGGUCAAGGAGAAGGAGGAGAGGGUAGGAUGCUGUGAUGAGGCAGAAGGGAAGGGGAAGGGGAAGAAGGAAUGGUGUGGGUGUGUUGAGAUGGAGGAGUUGGAGAAGUGA
This is a messenger RNA of Parastagonospora nodorum SN15, 297 nucleotides long. RefSeq lists its product as hypothetical. NCBI's taxonomy places the organism in Eukaryota, Fungi, Ascomycota, Dothideomycetes, Pleosporales, Phaeosphaeriaceae. The record is from RefSeq and is a predicted model, not a curated record. Bases 1 to 297 code for a protein of 98 amino acids. The transcript has a single exon.